Molecule: messenger RNA, 4305 nt
Organism: Penicillium samsonianum
Lineage: Eukaryota; Fungi; Ascomycota; Eurotiomycetes; Eurotiales; Aspergillaceae
Gene: pmcA
Product: putative P-type calcium ATPase
Exons: 1
Coding region: 1-4305 (1434 amino acids)
Biological process (GO): intracellular calcium ion homeostasis; calcium ion transmembrane transport
Cellular component (GO): membrane; intracellular membrane-bounded organelle
Molecular function (GO): P-type calcium transporter activity; ATP binding; ATP hydrolysis activity
Source: RefSeq, a predicted model, not a curated record
AUGUCCGACCCGCGCCCAAAAGAUGAGCCAGGCCAAUCGUCAACCCUGCGCAGAGAGCGCGCGCCGACUAUUACCAUCGACACCUCGGCCGUGAACUCCCCGGAUAUCGAAGCCCCUCCCAUCCAAGUCCUCUCUGGAGGAUCACACACCUACACCGAUAACGCACAUGCCCCCGACACAACCGCACUGCUAAACAAUGGCAGUGGCUCUCCCACGGAUAUGCGAUCCACAGCCUCGAUCCGCUCCAAUGCCUCCUCCGAAGCUCGUGACCGAGAGAGCCGGCCAACCUCACCCCACAACAUCUCAUCACCCAAGACGAAGGCGCCUGAGACACAUUCGAACUUCCUUUCUGUCCCUGGAACACGGUCCCGAGGCAACUCCUUGGAGUCGGAUGAAACCGGCCAAACAUCCAGCACCUACGGCGGCGAAACAUAUGUGCCCUCGACAUCUCAGGAAUCAAGAUCUGAUUCGGUCAAGAACGCCGCCAUAAACGACAUCAUACACGAUGAGGAUGCCCUGACCCCAGACCCGGGCCGCGAAUCCGAGUUCGAAGUCGAGGACAACAAGUUCGCUUUUUCCCCUGGUCAGCUGAACAAGCUUCUCAACCCGAAGAGCUUUAGCGCCUUCCAUGCGCUGGGAGGCCUGCGGGGACUAGAAAAAGGACUCCGAACUGAUGUGAAAAGUGGCUUGAGUGUUGAUGAGACGACACUUGACGGAACAGUCAGCUUUGACGAGAUUGUCUCACCUGCCUCACCUGCCUCACCAAAAGAUAUACCCAAGUCUGUCUCUCCGAAUACAUCACCACCACCCGCCACCGAGAGCUCCAUCGAACCCCAGGGCGGACAAGAUUUCGCCGACCGCAGACGUAUCUACGGAGAUAAUAGGCUCCCAGAGAGGAAAUUGAAGUCUAUCUGGGAGCUUGCAUGGAUUGCCUACAACGACAAAGUGUUGAUCUUAUUGACGAUUGCAGCCGCAGUUUCACUUGCGGUGGGAAUUCCGCAAUCGCUCCAUCCAGCAAAUCCCGAUGAACCUGGCGUUGAAUGGGUCGAAGGUUUGGCCAUUCUCGUGGCCAUUAUUAUCGUGGUUACGGUCGGUGCAGCGAAUGACUGGCAAAAGGAACGACAGUUUGCGAAACUCAACAAAAAGAAGGAGAACCGACAGGUCAAGGUAACGCGAUCCGGCCGAACGGAGGAAAUUUCCAUCCACGACGUCUUGGUUGGCGAUUUGAUGCUUCUCGAACCCGGUGAUAUGGUCCCAGUUGAUGGCAUCUUGAUCGAAGGACACGACCUCAAGUGCGACGAAUCUUCGGCUACUGGCGAGUCAGACGUUCUCCGCAAAACCCCGGGCGAUGAAGUGUACCGGACAAUCGAGCAACAAGAAGACCUGAAAAAGAUGGAUCCUUUCAUCAUUUCCGGUGCCAAGGUCUCUGAGGGCGUCGGCACCUUUUUGGUCACUGCUACCGGUAUGCAUGCUACAUUCGGCCGGACGAUGAUGUCCCUUCAAGAGGAGGGCGAAACGACGCCUUUGCAAACUAAGCUCAACAAGUUGGCUGAGUACAUUGCCAAGCUCGGUCUCGCUUCCGGUUUGUUGCUGUUUGUGGUUCUUUUCAUCAAAUUUUUGGUUCGUCUUAAGGACAUCGAAGGUGGUGCGGACGCCAAGGGUCAAGCAUUCCUGCAGAUUUUCAUUGUUGCUGUUACAAUUGUCGUCGUCGCGGUACCUGAAGGUUUACCACUGGCUGUUACGCUCGCUCUGGCCUUUGCCACAACACGAAUGCUCAAGGACAACAACCUGGUUCGCUAUCUCAAAGCCUGCGAGACUAUGGGCAACGCUACCACGAUUUGCUCUGACAAAACUGGAACUUUGACGGAAAAUAAAAUGACUGCAGUGGCUGCGACGUUGGGCACCACGUCUCGGUUCGGAAAGUAUUCUGGUGUCUCGUCCGAUGAUCAGAGUGAAAUCACCCCUUCGGAUUUUGUCUCUACCCUAUCGUCGUCGGUAAAGGAUGUCCUACUCCAGUCGAUUGUCUACAAUUCAACCGCAUUUGAAGGCGAGACAGAUGGAGUCAAGACGUACAUUGGAUCCAAGACAGAGACUGCUCUCUUGACUUUCGCUAGGGACUACCUUGGAAUGGGGGUCCUUGGCGAAGCGAGAGCAAAUGGAAAGCUCGCCCAGAUGUUCCCAUUCGACUCUGGUCGCAAAUGCAUGGCAGUCGUGAUCCAGAUGGAGAAUGGAAAAUACCGAAUGCUAGUUAAGGGUGCUGCGGAGAUUCUAGCCUCGAAGUCGACCCGCAUUGUCCGAGACCCCACUGACUCUCUGUCGGAGGCUCCUGUUACCGAUGAGGACAGGACUUCACUGGACAACAUUAUGAACAACUACGCUACCCGCUCUCUCAGGUGUAUUGCCCUUGUUUACCGUGACUUCGAUCAAUGGCCGCCUCGUGGGGCCCCUACUGCGGAAACCGAUCGCAAUCAGGCAGUCUUCGAACCUAUCUUCAAGGAUAUGGCAAUGUUGGGAAUCUUCGGUAUUCAGGACCCUGUCCGAGCAGGUGUUGCCGAUGCAGUGUACACAUGUCAACGGGCUGGAGUGUUUGUCAGAAUGGUGACUGGUGAUAACAUCGUAACCGCCAAGGCUAUUGCCCAGGAGUGUGGUAUCUACACACCUGGCGGUAUCGCCAUUGAAGGACCCAAAUUCCGCAAGCUGAGCACACGCCAAAUGAACCAAAUCAUCCCAAGACUCCAGGUCAUCGCCCGCUCUAGCCCCGACGAUAAGAAGAUCCUGGUCAACCAACUCAAAAAGCUUGGAGAGACUGUUGCUGUCACUGGAGAUGGUACCAACGACGCCCAGGCCCUCAAGAAUGCCGAUGUUGGUUUUGCAAUGGGUAUUACUGGUACCGAAGUUGCUAAAGAGGCCUCUGAUAUCAUUCUCAUGGAUGACAACUUCUCAUCCAUCGUCAAGGCUAUGGCAUGGGGUCGCACCGUCUGUGACGCGGUAAAGAAGUUCCUUCAGUUCCAAAUCACUGUCAACAUCACCGCCGUCAUUCUCACCUUCGUCUCUGCAGUCGCUAGUAAUAGUGAGGACUCAGUGCUCAGCGCAGUACAGUUGCUGUGGGUCAACUUGAUCAUGGACACCUUUGCCGCUCUCGCUUUGGCGACAGACCCUCCUACGCCAACAGUGCUUGACCGCAGACCCGAAUCGAAAUCCGACCCGCUCAUCACUCUGACAAUGUGGAAGAUGAUCAUUGGACAGUCCAUCUAUCAGCUGGUUGUAACCUUCGUUCUGAAUUUCGCCGGAUCUAAGAUUUUCUCUUGGGAUCACGACCAUCUGCAGACUGUGGUUUUCAACACUUUCGUCUUUAUGCAAAUUUUCAACCAGUACAACUCCCGUCGUAUUGACAACAGGCUCAACAUUCUGGAAGGUAUUUGGAAGAACCGUUGGUUCAUUGGUAUUCAGGUCAUCAUUAUUGGAGGUCAAAUUUUGAUCAUCUUUGUUGGUGGCGCUGCUUUCUCCGUCAAGCGUCUUAAUGAAGGCUCGCAGUGGGCCGUUAGUCUUGUACUCGGGGCAAUCUCCUUACCUAUCGCCGUGAUCAUUCGUCUUAUUCCGGAUGAAUUCGCCGCAAGGCUCGUUCCCCAAUUCUGGCAUCGCAACAAGGGUCCCGAGUUGGUCAUCUCAGACGAGGACCGCAAUUACGAAUGGAACCCCGCUUUGGAAGAAAUUCGCGAUCACCUCGCCUUCAUCAAGCGUGUCCGCGGUGGCCGUCUGCGACACAUCCGCCACAAGCUGCAAAACCCUCAGGAAUUCCUUCCUCGGUCUCGCAGUGGCUCCCGCUCGCGUGAUUCCUCCGCUCCACCUACACCGAAUGGCGACAACGACAACGACAACGGCAGCCCGACCCCACAUCCGACCACCCCCGAGUCUCGUUCCAGACGCAACACACGGUCGCGAUCGAACUCGACGUUUGGACCAGCCGCUGCUAUGGCAGGCAUCGUUGCCGGUAGUAUUGCCGGAUGGUCUCCUAUCGAGCGAGGCAACAACGACCCCGACUCCAUCACCUUCCCAACAAACGGCGGCCCUCACAGCGGUCUUGAUCGCGAGCCAGGCAUUGAAGUGCACCCGGAUACCGCUGCUGAUGACCGUAUCUUGAACGAGUACUCCGCUACUUCCAAGACACCCCCUAGCCAGAACCCGGAUCUGAUUCCGUUCUUCGAGCAUGCUCCGCCAGUGGACCGCGCGCCCUCUAGCCGUGGUCGCCGCUCUUUGUCGCAGCGAUCGAGAUCGAGGUCGAGUCUCAGUCAAUCCCACGUCUGA